Messenger RNA from Penicillium brasilianum, 1671 nucleotides. The record is from the annotation of a GenBank genome assembly. NCBI's taxonomy places the organism in Eukaryota, Fungi, Ascomycota, Eurotiomycetes, Eurotiales, Aspergillaceae.
AUGGGGGUGGGCGAUUAUGUCCACUCCAGGGAAGCUGGGCAGCCUCGUGCACCGAGCAACUUGCCUCCCUCCCAGCGCCAACUCCGGGCUGAGCAAGCAAAGGUGGAGGUACCCAGCAACUACUUCAAGGAACCCGUCAUGAAUGGCCUUGGCCUGUCGCGAGCAUUUCAAGCCUCGCCCGUGCCCUCAGAUCGAUCUCGCGAUCUGCAUGAAAACAUACCGCCCUCUGCGCCUAGAGCAGGGGGCCGGCGGGACGCGUUUGAUACCGACGUCGAGGCAAUUGAUGAUUCAACUAUUGCUGGAACCAGCGUUUUUGGAUUUGAUGGUCGCCAAUCCCAAGCACCGUCGACGGUCAAUGCUGGCGGCGAGAUUACGUCGCCUCGGCCUUCUUACCUACCCCGGCCUACACGCCGCUCUGGGAGGGAUUCCUUCUACGGUGGUCUGGGAGACAAAGCUAUGAAAAAGGCCGGAUUCGACACCUCUGAUGACGGCGAGGAUACUGCUAGCCAACUCACUUCGUCUAUCGGAGGAGACGACGAGAUGACCGAGGUGAUUCAAGAGCCGACCAAGCCAGCAGCGCCAGAGGAACCGAUCACUUCUACUGAAUCCAGAGAACCAGGCGGCUGGUACUUACCACACAAGCACCGAUCCGGGGAAGAGCCAUUGAGCAAGCGCCUAGAGAAUUUCUGGUCGACGAGCAAAAGAGCAUCACAGUCCAUCGAUCAAGCUCAAGCAGAUGCUCGUCAAUCCGCUCCUAUGGAUACCGUCCCUGAUGCUCAACCACGCAAACUGGGCCACAUGCUUCCGCCUCCCGGAGCAAGAAAGAUUACUCUCCCGCACAGCAUGUCUGGCACCCCCAGGACACGCUUCAGUCCCCCAAAACCUUCUCUCCUCGAGCAACUCGAGAUAUCACCAACUCGUCGUAGCUCCGAGCGGCAUGGGUCCGAGCCGCCGGCACCAGGUGGCCGGAUGCUCAACAUGACAGCAUUCCACCCAGCAGAGCACACCGACGACGAAAGUCAAUACGAUAAUGGAAUCGAUGAAACCAUUCGUAUAAGCAGUAGACGACACAGUGGACACUCCCAACACGCCUUUGACAUGACCAACAUGUCCGAUCUGGACCGUGAGGACGAAUUGACUCACGACCCAUUUCUCAGCCACCAACCCUCAACCAACCGUGGUCGUCGAAACACGGUCAUCAAGACAAAGAAACGCCAACUAGAAGCAGACUACCCACCACAACUGCUCUACCAAAAAUCCUUUACCGACCUGCAGGCCGAACCUUUCGACAAAGCGCCUACACCCACGCCCUCUCCUCCUGCAAAGUCUCUAUCCUUGCCCCCAAAUAUCAGCCUUAUAUCGAACCAUCACUCAGCCGACGAUACGGUAUUCCAGCUCCUCAAACUCGCAGACCAAGACCGACAGGCGUACCUAUCGCGCAUGUCUGUCGAGGAAUGGGAAGACUGCGGUGACCAGCUGAUCGACCGAUUCAGCCACCUUCUCACUGAGAUGAAGAAACUGCGCCGCGCUCGUCGCCGCACAGCUGCCGUUUUUGAAGCCGAAGUCAAACGCCGACAUGAACUUGUCGAGGCGCAAGACUCGGAAUUAUCGACUAAAUUGAAUGAAAUGAGAACCGGAGGUGCUGAGGUUCUGCGGGGUCGAAGCACAUGA